Lethenteron reissneri (Far Eastern brook lamprey) is the source of this 3537-nucleotide messenger RNA. It is a transcript of the gene DYRK1A, whose product is annotated as dual specificity tyrosine phosphorylation regulated kinase 1A. The record is from RefSeq and is a predicted model, not a curated record. Gene Ontology annotation, molecular function: protein serine/threonine kinase activity; ATP binding; protein serine/threonine/tyrosine kinase activity. NCBI's taxonomy places the organism in Eukaryota, Metazoa, Chordata, Hyperoartia, Petromyzontiformes, Petromyzontidae. Gene Ontology annotation, biological process: peptidyl-serine phosphorylation; protein autophosphorylation; peptidyl-threonine phosphorylation.
GGGAUGAUUGCUGAUCGAUGAGACUGGUUAUGGAAUUACAGCCAAAAGAGGGGAACAUGCCCAUGAGGAGCUGAAGUAAUGAGAUCAGCUCAUGUGCAGGAAGGAGCGAGUUGGAUUAUGGCACUGCAAGAUCAUGAGGGAUGGUGACGAUGUGGGGAGAGCUUCUUCCAGGAGUGGAUUGAUCAUGGCUGACUGAUGAUGAUGAAAUUAAAUUUCAAAGCUGCAGUGAGCCAUUGUGAUGGUAUAGAGGAAGCAGCAUGCAAACACUCGUCCUUGCAUCUGUCCACCACCUUCCCGCUCGCUGCUGACAGCAUGUCGUUUUCUCCUCAACAGCAGUUCAGCGAUCAGCCCAUGGCUCAAGCGCAGCUGCUUCCAGACAUGACAAUCCUGCAGCGAAGAAUCCCUCUUAAGUUCCGUGACCCAACCACAGCACCUCUGAGAAAACUGUCCGUCGACCUUAUAAAGACAUACAAACACAUUAAUGAGGUAUACUAUGCAAAGAAAAAACGGCGAGCCCAGCAGCAGCAAGGGGAAGACUCGAGCCAUAAGAAAGAGCGCAAGGUGUACAACGAUGGCUACGAUGAUGACAACUACGAUUACAUCGUGAAGAAUGGGGAGAAGUGGAUGGACCGCUAUGAGAUAGAUUCUCUCAUUGGCAAAGGCUCAUUUGGACAGGUUGUAAAAGCGUAUGAUCACCAGGAACAGGAAUGGGUAGCAAUCAAGAUCAUUAAAAACAAGAAGGCCUUUUUGAACCAAGCGCAGAUCGAGGUGCGACUGCUGGAACUGAUGAACAAGCACGACACGGACAUGAAGUACUACAUAGUGCACCUGAAACGCCACUUCAUGUUCCGGAACCACCUGUGUCUGGUGUUUGAGCUCUUGUCAUAUAAUCUUUAUGACCUGCUGCGAAACACCAACUUCCGUGGAGUGUCACUCAACCUGACGCGCAAGUUCGCACAGCAGAUGUGCACAGCGCUACUCUUCCUGGCCACACCUGAACUGAGCAUCAUUCACUGUGACCUGAAGCCAGAGAACAUCCUCCUGUGCAACCCCAAACGCAGUGCCAUCAAGAUUGUCGACUUUGGCUCUUCGUGUCAGCUUGGACAAAGGAUUUACCAGUAUAUUCAAAGUCGGUUUUACCGCUCUCCUGAAGUCCUGCUGGGAAUCCCCUAUGAUCUCGCCAUUGACAUGUGGUCACUGGGCUGCAUUCUGGUGGAGAUGCACACGGGGGAGCCGCUCUUCAGUGGCUCCAAUGAGGUUGACCAGAUGAAUAAGAUUGUGGAGGUUCUGGGCCUGCCACCUACACACAUGUUGGAACAGGCACCCAAAGCCCGGAAGUAUUUUGAAAGGCUCUCGGAUGGGUCCUGGACUGUCAAGAAAACUAAAGACAGCAAAAGGGAGUACAAGACAGCUGGGUCUCGCAAAUUACACGACAUCAUUGGCGUGGAGAGCGGUGGUCCUGGAGGCCGGAGGAUGGGAGAGGCUGGGCACACAGUUGCUGAUUACCUGAAGUUUAAAGAUCUGAUCCUGCGCAUGUUGGACUACGAUCCCAAAACACGAAUAACUCCUUUUUAUGCCCUGCAACACAACUUCUUUAAAAAAACCACUGAUGAAGGAACAAACACAAGUAACAGUGUGUCCACAAGCCCUGCCAUUGAUCAGAGCCAGGGCACUGGGACUGGAACUUCAAACUCUUCAUCGAGUUCUGGUGGGUCAAGUGGCUCCUCUCACAGUGACCGGGCUCGAUCAGACCCAGCGCAGCACCGACACAACGGAAGCAGGCAUUACAACAACGUGGCCCCCACGACGGAAUAUGACGCCCACAACUCCCAGGCGUAUCACCAAUCCCACAUGGCGUGGACCACAGGGGAUUCAUCCACACAGACAAUGUUGUCUCCAGAAAGCGGCACAACAAACUACAAUCACCUCGUGUCUCAGCAGGCCGCUCAUUCUCAUGGCCACCACCGUUCCCAGCACCACCACUCCCACGGCCAUACGUCUCGCCAAACAGGGCAUUUUACUCAUGCAAACAACUCCGCAUUGCAUACGAACAAUCCACCGGCUCAUCUGAACAAUCCUCACUCCAAUCCACAGCCAUCCUACUCGCACAGCCAGUUAGUAAUACAGUCCAACACUCAGCCAGGACAUUCAAAUUUCCAACCUACAGGACAGCCAAUCGCUCACCAAGCAUCGCAGAGCAAUGCCAGGCACCGGGCCUUCAGGCAGCAGGUGUCUGAUCCUUCUCCGAAUGUUCUGCUGGGACCGGACCCGUUAGACUGCACCCAGGCUGGUUCGCUCGGCCUGCCUCUUACCUCAGGCCUCCGAACACGAACAGUACUCACAGGAGUGGCUGGGGGCUUCCUCACAGGGACUAGCAGCAGCAGUGCAGCCACUGCCUUGGGAUACCCCUACCCUGCUGCAGGACCAGGACUCUACACAGGAGAGGGCCGCUCUGCUCACUACACGUCCGAUGGACCUCUGGGCUCCAGGCCGGCUCACUACGGGGCAGAUGGACCGCUCAGCUCACGGCCAACUCACUAUGGAGCAGAUGGGCCGUUGGGCUCGCGCUCAGCCCCUGACAGGGAAGACUCCCCCAUGAUGGGCGUGUGUGUUCAGCAAAGUCCUGUGGCAAGCUCCUGAUGACCAUUAUGAAGAAUGCUUUGGAAUGGUGUAUGGGAAUACGAAGAGAGGCUCUGCUGCAAUUCCCAAAGUCAGCGUGUGGGAAUUAAUGCUUAUGAAAUAAAAAGCACCUUGAGUUUUGGUCUCAGGGACAUAAUAAUGAACUGGUUUGUUGGUAUGGACCGGGUUUUAGCACCUUCCUGAAAACACGGCUUCUCUUCCCCAUACUCCCAGCCGGAGGCCAGAGGGAACACUGAAGGGGCAUGUUGAUCGAGGGCACACUUAUGCAGCAUACGGUGGUCUGAGUGGCUAAACAAAUCAAAUGUGCAAAGACCCUUCAGUUCUGCUCCUGCAUGUGGUAGAAAUCCUUCAUUGUUGGCAGUCGACACUUGUGUGAACAUGCGCACACCUGUUUGAUUGUAUCAGCUUUCCUAUUGUAAAGCAUUGCUCGUCACUUGAGUUUGCUACUUUACAGAAAAAAAGUAUACCUUGACAAAAUUGUGGUACCCAAAGCAGAACAUCCUUUUUGUGCUGUGAUGGACAUCAUGGACCGUUUUAUAGUGAACUAACCAAUGCCAUGAACAGUAUAUACAGUACGUUUCUUCAUUCUCUUGUAAUGUCAUUUUACAACUGAUACCGAGGAGAUGGGGAAUCAUUUUCCCCUUUUACUACACUAGAAUAUACAGUUGAAGCAUGCAAGCCUGCCAAUCCACAGAUUCAUAUUUCCUACAAUCAUGUUUUCCUUCAUCCUCAAUUUAUGUAUUUUGAAAUGACUUUUGGUAUCCCGUUCAGCUUAGUUUUUCUAAAUCGAAUGUGUUUAAUAACUUAUUAAUUUUGUUGACAGCGGUAUUUUUAAAGCUAUUUUAAAAAGUAAAAAAAAAACUUAAUGGAGAGAACUGUGGAGCUUCGACGUUCAAA